Tupaia belangeri chinensis (Chinese tree shrew) is the source of this 1810-nucleotide messenger RNA. RefSeq names its product sirtuin 2 (gene SIRT2). Gene Ontology annotation, molecular function: histone deacetylase activity, NAD-dependent; transcription factor binding; NAD+ binding. NCBI's taxonomy places the organism in Eukaryota, Metazoa, Chordata, Mammalia, Scandentia, Tupaiidae. Gene Ontology annotation, cellular component: nucleus. The record is from RefSeq and is a predicted model, not a curated record. The coding region runs from base 66 to 1340 and encodes 424 amino acids. The transcript is spliced from 16 exons.
UGCUUCCGGUGCCGUCACGGGACAGAGCAGUCGGUGACAGCCCCGACGGCCCCCGCCCCGCACCCAUGGCUGAGCCGGACCGAGGGGCUCCACUGAGCAGGCUGCAAGGCCGGUGGGGCAGCAGGCCCACAGCACACUCUCCGAGCAGGAGCCAGCCCUGGGCCGCGCCAUGCAUUCAUGGGCUAAGUCCUCUGAGCUGUACUUCCAAGAUAGGAGCCCUGAGACUCAGACAGGACUCAGAGUCAGACACUGAGGAAGGAGCAGCUGGCGGAGAAGCAGAGAUGGACUUCCUGCGGAAUUUCUUCUCCCAAACGCUGGGCCUGGGCACCCAGAAGGAGCGUCUGCUGGAUGAGCUCACCCUGGAGGGGGUGACCCGAUACAUGCAGAGUGAGCGCUGUCGCAAGGUCAUCUGUUUGGUGGGAGCUGGAAUCUCCACGUCGGCAGGCAUCCCCGACUUCCGCUCUCCAUCCACGGGCCUCUACGCCAACCUAGAGAAGUACCGUCUUCCCUACCCAGAGGCCAUCUUUGAGAUCGGCUACUUCAAGAAACAUCCAGAACCCUUCUUCGCCCUUGCCAAGGAACUCUAUCCUGGGCAGUUCAAGCCCACCAUCUGUCACUACUUCAUCCGCCUGCUGAAGGAGAAGGGGCUGCUUCUGCGCUGCUACACGCAGAACAUAGACACCCUGGAACGAGUGGCGGGGCUGGAGCCCGAGGACCUGGUGGAGGCCCACGGCACCUUCUACACGUCGCACUGUGUCAGCCCCCUGUGCCGGAGAGAGUACACACUCGAUUGGAUGAAAGAGAAGAUCUUCUCCGAGGUGACUCCAAAGUGCGAGAAAUGUCAGAGCGUGGUGAAGCCUGACAUCGUGUUUUUCGGGGAGAACCUUCCAGCGCGUUUCUUCUCCUGCAUGCAGUCAGACUUCCAGAAGGUGGACCUGCUUAUCAUCAUGGGCACCUCUCUGCAGGUGCAGCCCUUUGCAUCCCUCAUCGGCAAGGCCCCCCUCAGUACCCCACGCCUGCUCAUCAACAAGGAGAAGACCGGCCAGACGGACCCGUUCCUGGGGAUGAUGAUGGGCCUUGGAGGAGGCAUGGACUUUGACUCCAAGAAGGCCUACAGGGACGUGGCCUGGCUGGGGGACUGUGACCAGGGCUGCCUGGCCCUCGCUGAUCUCCUUGGAUGGAAGAAGGAGCUGGAGGACCUUGUCCGGAAGGAGCAUGCCAGAAUAGAUGCCCAGUCAGGAUCGGGGGCCCCCAAUCCCACCUCUUCAGCUUCCGCCAGCAAGACCCCACCACCGGCCAGGGAGGAGGCCAGGACCACAGAGGGAGAGAAACGCCAAUGACAGCCCCAGGCUCGUCUGGACAGCCGAGCCCCAGCCAGCCCUGCCUCCUAACUUGCAGCUCUUGCCUGGAGAGCUCAGACCAUCCCCCCAGUCCCCUAACCACUCCCUCCCAAAGCCGGGGUCCCCCCAACCACAGCAGAUCUCUAACAUCUAGGAACUGAGCCCGACUCUAACAGCCCACAAUCUUGCUGCUCCCUGGGUAAGGAGCGACCUCCACUAAUUUCUAACUAUUUCCCGGGCCCAUGGCCAAGCAGACCAGCUCUCCCCUGCCUUGACCCCCAACAGGGCUGUGGGCUCUGCUCAUGUAACUUGCACCCAGUGCAGGGGCGGGGGCCUGGGCUCCCAGGUCUCUGUCUCUGCCUCCCAAAGUGGACACUGGGCCCUCUUCCCUUGGGACCCACCCCCAUGUGGGAUGGGUAGGUUUUGCUUAUUGGAGACACAUUAAAAACAAAACCAAAAACAACUAGUAA